AUGGCGACUCCCAUGCACCGACUUAUUGCCCGGAGGCAGGUGCCCCAUUAUAAGUUACAAAGGUCAAGUCAACAAGCAUUUAUAAGGGAAGCAAAAAAGCAACAUGUGAGGUGUCAGAAAUGUUUAGAAUUUGGACACUGGACAUAUGAAUGCACAGGAAAAAGAAAAUACUUUCAUAGACCUUCAAGAACAGCAGAACUUAAGAAAGCUUUAAAAGAAAAAGAAAACAGAUUAUUAUUACAACAAAGCAUUGGAGAAACUAAUACAGAAAAAAAGACCAAGAAAAAAAGGUCUAAGAGUGUUACCAGUUCUAGCAGCAGUAGCAGUGGAAGUUCAGCCAUUGAUUCUUCAUCAGAGAGUGAAGACUCCUCUACCUCUUCUUCCUCUGAUGAUAGUGAUACUGAGAAAAGUUCUUCUACUUCAUCAUCAUCACCUUCCUCAACUAGUUCUUCCUCUUCUUCUGAUUCGGAGUCAGAUUCCAGCUCUUCCUCUAGCACCAGUUCUAGCACCGAUGGCAGCUCUGAUGAUGAGCCACCAAAGAAGAAGAACAAGAAAUAG
Dromiciops gliroides (monito del monte) is the source of this 558-nucleotide messenger RNA. RefSeq names its product zinc finger CCHC domain-containing protein 10-like. Gene Ontology annotation, molecular function: zinc ion binding; nucleic acid binding. Lineage: Eukaryota; Metazoa; Chordata; Mammalia; Microbiotheria; Microbiotheriidae. The record is from RefSeq and is a predicted model, not a curated record.